Parastagonospora nodorum SN15 is the source of this 1671-nucleotide messenger RNA. RefSeq lists its product as hypothetical. The record is from RefSeq and is a predicted model, not a curated record. The transcript is spliced from 4 exons. NCBI's taxonomy places the organism in Eukaryota, Fungi, Ascomycota, Dothideomycetes, Pleosporales, Phaeosphaeriaceae. Gene Ontology annotation, cellular component: chaperonin-containing T-complex. Gene Ontology annotation, biological process: protein folding. Gene Ontology annotation, molecular function: ATP hydrolysis activity; ATP binding; ATP-dependent protein folding chaperone. The coding region runs from base 1 to 1671 and encodes 556 amino acids.
AUGCAGGCGCCAGUGGUCCUUCAACAGCCCACUUACACCACAACAGACACCCAAACCCCGGGCGGGGAGCGGCAGUUUGGCCGCAAAGCUCAGCUUUCCAACAUCACAGCAGCCAAGACGGUCGCCGACAUCAUCAGAUCAUGUCUCGGCCCCAAGGCUAUGUUGAAGAUGCUGCUCGACCCCAUGGGCGGCAUUGUCCUCACCAACGACGGCCAUGCUAUCCUGCGAGAAAUCGAAGUCGCGCACCCAGCAGCCAAGAGCAUGAUUGAGCUCAGUCGGACACAAGACGAGGAGGUCGGCGAUGGCACAACUACUGUCAUCAUAUUAGCUGGAGAGAUUCUCGCGCAAGCUCUACCACAACUAGAGCGCAACAUCCACCCCGUUGUCAUCAUUCAGGCCUUCAAGAAGGCGCUCGCAGACGCCCUCGAAAUCAUCGAUGAGAUCGCGGUCGAGGUGGAUGUCAACAACGAUGAGGAAAUGUACAAGAUCAUCAACUCGUCGAUCGGCACAAAGUUCGUCUCAAGAUGGUCAGAGCUGAUGUGCAGCUUGGCCCUCAAAGCUGUGCGCACAGUCUCGCUCGAGGUUGGAGCUGGCAAGAAGGAAGUCGACAUCAAGCGCUACGCCCGCAUCGAGAAAAUUCCUGGUGGCGAGAUCGAGGACAGCGAAGUACUCGAUGGUGUCAUGCUGAACAAGGAUAUCACACACCCCAAGAUGAGGCGGAGAAUCGAAAACCCCCGUGUCAUGCUGCUGGACUGCACGCUCGAAUACAAGAAGGGCGAGAGUCAGACCAAUAUCGAGGUCAGCAAAGAAGAGGACUGGAACAGGAUAUUGCAAAUCGAGGAGGAGCAAGUCAAGGCCAUGUGCGAUGCCAUCAUUGCUCUCAAGCCGGACCUCGUCAUCACCGAGAAGGGCGUCAGCGAUCUGGCACAGCACUACCUCGUCAAGGCUGACAUCACCGCUAUCCGUCGAGUACGAAAGACCGACAACAACCGUGUCGCCCGCGCAACGGGCGCGACCAUCGUCAACUCUCCCUUUGCCGCGACUGCUUCUGAUAUUGGCACGCAAUGCGGACUAUUCGAGAUCUCGAAGAUCGGCGACGAAUACUUCACAUUCCUCACAAAAUGCAAAGACCCCAAGGCGUGCACAAUCCUGCUGCGAGGCCCGUCCAAAGACAUCCUGAACGAGAUCGAGCGAAAUCUGCACGAUGCGAUGGGUGUCGCGAGGAACGUCAUCUGGAACCCCAAGCUGUGUCCUGGUGGUGGCGCGACCGAGAUGGCCGUCGCAGUCGGCCUGGACAGGAAGGGCAAGCUUAUUGAGGGUGUGGCACAGUGGCCCUACAAGGCGGUCGCAGAAGCCAUGGAGGUCAUUCCACGCACAUUGAUUCAAAACUCUGGAAAUAGUCCGAUCAAGGUCCUGACACAGCUGCGCGCAAAGCAUGCUGAAGGCUUUGAGGAUGGCAAGCACGGCGGUAGCUCUUGGGGCAUUGAUGGAGAUGCAGGCAAAGUGGUGGACAUGAAGACCUACAACGUCUGGGAGCCUAUUGCUGUCAAGGAGCAGAGCGUCAAGACCGCCAUAGAGAGCGCAUGUCUGCUGUUGAGGGUCGACGACAUCGUUGCUGCCAAGUCCGCAAAACAAGUGAGCGGCCCCAUCGGCGGCGGAGGAGAUGAUUAG